Arxiozyma heterogenica is the source of this 2706-nucleotide messenger RNA. It is a transcript of the gene HIR2, whose product is annotated as Hir2p. Gene Ontology annotation, cellular component: HIR complex; nucleus; chromatin. The transcript has a single exon. The record is from RefSeq and is a predicted model, not a curated record. Lineage: Eukaryota; Fungi; Ascomycota; Saccharomycetes; Saccharomycetales; Saccharomycetaceae. Gene Ontology annotation, molecular function: nucleosome binding; protein binding. Bases 1 to 2706 code for a protein of 901 amino acids. Gene Ontology annotation, biological process: DNA-templated transcription; regulation of DNA-templated transcription; chromatin remodeling.
AUGAGGUUAUUAAAAUACCCAAUCGAAUUGUAUGAGGGAGAAUGUUUAACUUCCAUGACCUCUAUUAAAGAUAAAUUAAUCAUUUUAACCAAUCUAGGUAGAAUAAUUGUAUGGUUGCAACAACAUUUAGUAGAUGCAACGUUCGACAAAAUGUCAAUUAAAGAAUUACAUAUCAACACAGCAUUUCAUUUAAAUCCAAACAUCGGUCAGAAUGAUGAAGCUUGUUUUAUAAUAAGCCAAAACGAUAAACUUUUCGUUGGGUCAGAACAAAAAUUGAUAGAGAUUUCAAAUUGGGAGCAACCGAAUUCGAAAAAACAGGCCACUAUUUAUUCUUGUUCUCGGCCUUCUAUAAUAACUGAUAUUAAAUUAGAUCCUCGAAAAUCUAUUAUCUUUGUUUUAUGUAGUAAUCCUAAUAGGGUAUUAUUAUUCGAUAGUUGUACUUCAAUAAAAAUCUCAAUGAUUUCAUUGGAUGAUACUGUUAAACCAAUCACGUGCAUUAUAGAUCCUUCUAGUCAGAUUUUGACAAUUUUUGCCUAUAACAGAACCAUUUUAAUAUACCAAUACAAUGAACAAGGUGAAUAUAAAUUAUUGAACGAACUGAAACAAGUUGUUCAAAUGAAACCUUUACAUUACAAAAUUUCCAUGCCACCACAAGCUGAUUUAAUUCCAGUUAUAAAUUCUGUGAAAAAUAUAUCUGCCACAGGUACCACAACAACAGUCUUAUUAAAUAGAAAUGAUAGUUAUAAAGUGACCGCUACUAUUGUGUCCCCAGCAUCGAGUUCAUGUAAAGUUUUACAAUAUUCUCCAGUUUUAUAUGAAAAGAGUAAUAUCAAAAAGGGAACAAAAACUAAGUAUAAUUUGUUGGCUACUUCAGGUUCCGCUGUUGGUUCGAUUCUUGUGUGGAAUAGUAAGCGUAUGAAGCCAUUAUUUAAUGCUAUUCAGGUGUCAGAAUCCCCAAUAAAUGAUAUGUUAUGGUCCGACCACGGAUUAACACUCUUUGCUAUUUCUAAUGAUAAUAUUCUAUUUACAUUUGCAUUUCUUCCAACUGAUCUAGGCCAUGUUUUACCAACAGAUGAAGUUCUUGAAUUACAAAAAUUGAAUAAACAAUUACCACCCUUACCGACCAAAAAACCAUCGUCGGUUAAUGAGAAAUCUUCGGUUACAAUUGAACAAAAGACCGAUUCUGGAAUAACAUCGGAUAAAAAUAAAACUAAAAUAAAGAUACCUUCUGAAACUACUGUCACUGUUAAAUCGAAUAUUAAAGGAAAUGGAAUUUCUCUGAAUGAUGCUUCCGUUUUGGAUGAUCAAUCCGUAAAGGAUCCACCAUUACCACCGACAAUCAAGCGUAUUCAAAGCACUUCAAUGGAAUUUAAUCCACCCUCAUAUGGAGUUCCUAAGGAUUUAAAACGCAAACCUAAACCUCAAGUUACUACUGGUUUAGACCAAACAGUAUUAUCAAAUAAGAAACAGAAGAAAAAAGAAUUAGAACCAAUAGACUUUUUAGACACAGGACUAUUAUUACCUAAUGUAUCAUUUUCAAGAAUAAGAUUAGCUACACCCAAGAUACGACUUUCCUUCACAUAUUCACCUCCAGCAAAUGAUAAACUUGAACUAUCUAUCAAGAAUGGCAGUGGUAAUGAACAAGUUCCCACGAAAAUUAUAUUAAGAUCUAGAUUAUCAGAUGAUAAUAAUCAAUUGUUUCAAGAUUUGAUUCCCAAAUUUGUUACUAUGUGCACGGCCGGUUCAUUCUUUUGGGCGUGUUGUACAGAAGAUGGUGUGAUAUACGUGUAUAAUGAUUCAGGAAAACGAUUAUUACCACCUUUAAUCUUAGGUGUAUCAAUAAGUUUUUUAGAAGCUGCAAACGAUUAUCUAUCAUGUGUGACAAGUUUAGGUGAAAUGUAUUGUUGGAAUGUUAGAGAGGAAAAAUUGAAUUUCCCUACUAAUUCGGUGUUCCCAAUCUUAAAUCCAUCAUUGAGAUAUUCUGAUGAUAUCUUAACUAGAGCAGAAAAUAUUACCAUGUUUGCAUUGUCCAACAAUGGCGUUCCUUUGGUUACAUUAAGCAAUGGAGAUGGUUUUAUGUUUGAUAAAAACAUGGAAACAUGGUUAUUAAUUAGUGAUAGUUGGUGGGCCUAUGGUUCCCAAUAUUGGGAUAUGAAUAAUACAUCAAGGAUUAAUGGAAAAAUUAAAUUAUCGGAAGUUGGAAACCAAUCAAAGGAUCACUAUUGGAAUUUAGAUAAUGUGCAAGAAUUAGUAGAGAGUGUGAAGGAUGAUACAUCAAAUAUCAUAAAUUAUAUUGAACGUAAGACAAACGAUGAACUAAACAGAAAGAAUUGUAUAAAGAAUUUACAACAAUUUGCAAGAGCCCUUUUGAUGAAAGAGGGUUUUGAAAAUAUGGAAGAAAUUGUAACGUUGGCUCAUUUGGAGAACAGGUUGUUAGUUUCUUUUAGAUUACAAGAAACCAGAGAAUAUUCCAAUUUAAUGAUUGUUUAUUGUGUUCGUCUUGCUGAAAUGGGUUAUGUCGAUAGAUUAGAUGAUGUAUUGCAAUGGUUAUAUAACGAUGGAGAUCUUGAGUCGACACUGUUAGGCACGCUUUCAAGGAAGACUAUCUUAAAAGACAUUCUAAUGGCAUGUGCAAAUAUUAGACAAGUCCAAAGAGUGACAACAAACUAUGCUAAUAUCCUAGGAAUAAUAAAAGAUGUGAUAUGA